AUGACUCUCAAAGUGUGUGAAGCAUUUAAAGAUGUUGAUAAACGUUUGCCUGAUAAUUAUUCUUUCGAUAAAAAUAAAGUAACUAGUGAUAUAAAAACUUAUUGUAGAUUUAACAAGAGAACAUGGCAAGGAGAAUGUUUCACUAUCGGUGAAGUAGUUAGCGCUGUUACUAUAUUAUUACUUCAUAAAUUAUUCGUUGCGAAUAAAAAACUAGAAUCUGAAAAUAAAAAUAACGAAUAUAUCACGUAUGUUAUGCUAUGGUUAAGUAAUAAAAUGAAACUAAUUACAAAAGGGAGCUACGGAAGCGUGGAUGAUUUUUAUUUCACAUUUAUAAAAAAUAGUCAAAAGUAUAAUUUAUAUCGUGAUAAAAUCAAUAUAAACAAAAAAAUAAUGAGACUUAAUAUUGAUAGAAUGCGUAAACUUUAUGGGUUACUUAAUAACCUAUGUAAUGCAAUUACUAAAUAUAACAACGAUUCUUCAAAUUACUCUGAUUUUUCAAAUUUUGUUAACAAUUGGAUAAUACAAUACAUACAACUUCUUUUAAAAAAACCUAAAGUUUUUGAAGAUGAAUAUUAUUGUGAUGUAUUAGUGACUUUAAAAAAUGCUUAUGAGAAAUUUAAAAAAGAUAAUAAUGUCAAAAGUUGUUUUCCAGAAAUUAUAGAGAUAGAAAAAAUAAAAACUUGUAAGCAAUUAGUUGAAAAAGCAACAAGUUCAUCGAAAGUUAUAGGUGUGGAAUUAAAAGACUUACCGAAUAAAAAAACUGAUGUAGAUAAUGGGAAAGAUACCUCGAGAAAUAUAGAUUUAAAAAAUGCAUUUAAAUUUUAUAGUUUAUUUUUUAGUAAAAUGUUUACUAAUAGUGUCAAAGACUUAUAUGAAAAUGUGUUUCCAACGUUAAAAAAUUUUUCUUAUAACACGAUUAAUUAUGUGAAAGAACUUAAAAAAACAAUAGAAAAAUAUGCACCAAAUAAUUGUAUAUCUGAGGAAAAAGACCCAGGGAAUAAACCACCAUCAUCUCAGAUAACAGUGUCAAGUCCAGUGACGAAACCAGAAGCUCCAGUAUCCGAAGUAGCAAGAGAUGGAACAACAGAAAUAGGUGAUAAUCCCCUCAACGUAUACAAGAAAAUGGGAAUUUCAAUUCUAAUUCUUUUAAUACCCAUUGCUUUAGCUAUUAUGUACAAGUAUUUGCCAUUUGGAUGGAGAAAGAAAUCAAAUAAAAAAAAAAAGAUGAAAAAGGCUAUAAAUAUGUUUGAUACAAAUGAAACACCAGAAGAAGUUAUAAACCCAAAUGAUCGAAAAAAACAAAUGAAAAUAAUUAUAAAUUUAUCUAGUCAAAACAAACAGGAUAAAAAGCUUACCAAUUCAUCUACUCCAAAAAAACAGGAUAAACAAUUUAUAAAUUCAUCUACUCCCAAAAAACAGGAUAAACAAUUUAUAAAUUCAUCUACUCAAAAAAAACAGGAUAAACAGUUUAUAAACUCAAAUGAUCGAAAGAAAAAAGUGGAAAUAAUUAUAAAUUCAUCUAAAAAAAAACAGACUAAGGAUUUUAUAAAUUCCACUUAUUGGGGAAAAUAUCCAUUAUUAAAUAUAUAUAAACUUAUGAAGGCCGAUCCUGUACCAUUUAUAAUUUUAUUUUUGUUGUUUAUUUUUUAUCUUUAUAAAAGAAAAGGCGAUUCUUUAGAAUAA
Molecule: messenger RNA, 1683 nt
Organism: Plasmodium yoelii
Lineage: Eukaryota; Apicomplexa; Aconoidasida; Haemosporida; Plasmodiidae
Product: PIR protein
Exons: 3
Coding region: 1-1683 (560 amino acids)
Source: RefSeq, a predicted model, not a curated record